Molecule: messenger RNA, 1748 nt
Organism: Marasmius oreades (fairy-ring Marasmius)
Lineage: Eukaryota; Fungi; Basidiomycota; Agaricomycetes; Agaricales; Marasmiaceae
Exons: 7
Coding region: 745-1503 (252 amino acids)
Biological process (GO): carbohydrate metabolic process
Molecular function (GO): hydrolase activity, acting on carbon-nitrogen (but not peptide) bonds
Source: RefSeq, a predicted model, not a curated record
UAGUUGUUUGUGUUUAUGUAACCACUCCCACCUUCCAUGUCGCCACCGCACCCACUUCCAACACAGAACCCCAACACAAUGCACGAGUCUCGCCCUGGCGUAGAAGCAUGGUAUAUGUUUACUUGACUUGAGAGGCUUAGCUUCCUAUUCAACGCGUCUCAUUUAAUUGCCCAAUACUUGUCCUCUCCGAGUCUUCAUGGGCAUUCCUCUUCUCCGCGUCACCGAUUUCUAUUACCUGCGCGCAACUCAUUCACGUUUCCGACGUGUACGGUAUCGUGAUCCCGCGCUGACGCUCACUCUUUUACCGCUCGACGUGCUCAAGUUCAUGCCUUUUCUGAGCCAAAAAGGACAUUCGAGGCGAAGAAAUUGAGUUGAUGCAACGGGAAUCUUCUCGAUCCUCGAUCUUUGAUGAUUUUUCUGUCAUUAUGACUGCUCUCAGCUCAAUGAGGCGAGCGAUGACAGAUGGGUACGGAGACAUGUCACUACAAGCUAGCCCGAUUUCUUGUUUCGUGCACAAUAUUGUCGCUACCUCGUUCCAGGAACUGACAGAUAAGAUGGUUUUGGUUUAGGAUCGCGGCCUCUGGUGACCGUCCAAUAACGUACUUAGUACGGGAGUGGUGAUAGGGGCGUACUAGUGCGUAGGUGUGCGCUUCGACCGCAUUUUUUUCGGGAUUUUUUUUGCUAUAUAAUUUCGCUUUUUUUCUCCCUCGGCUCAGGCGCGUCCUUUGUUCUCGUUCGUCCAGAAUGAAGCUGUCCACCGCUUUCCUUUCCGUCUUGCCCCUCGUCGCCACCGCGUUUGCUUCGACCUCGAACCAUACGGUCGAGAAACGUCAACUAGCCUCCGUUAUCACUUCCUGCUCCGAGCCAAACACUGUCGCGCUCACCUUUGACGACGGUCCUUGGGAGUACAUUUAUCAGCUUGGCAAUCUCAUUCACGAUGCAGGCGGAAGGGCAACCUUCUUCUUCAACGGGAACAACUGGGAUUGUAUCUACAAUCGCGCCGACGGUAUUCGUUAUGUAUACAAUCAAGGCCAUCAGUUGGCUUCCCAUACCUGGACACACGAUGAUUUGACCACAAAAAACUGGGACCAGUUGCACGACACGUUUUGGAAGGUCGAGCAAGCACUCCAGCGUAUCGCAGGUGUAACUCCAGCUUUCAUGCGUCCCCCGUACGGUAACUACAAUGACCUAGUCCGUCAAGUUGCAGCAGCUCGCGGUCAAUCCGUUACCCUCUGGGACUUUGACUCUCAUGACGGCGAUGACAACGCACCCCCAGACUGGCAAUUGCGGUCCGAAUAUGGACAUCUGCUAUGGGACUUGCGACCGAACAACGUCUUGGCUCUCAAUCACGAAUUUAACUAUGACACCGCUUACAAUGUGAUGUGGCAAGUCGUCCAAUGGUGCAAUCAACUUGGGUAUAAGAUGGUCACCGUUGCAGAGUGUGUUGGUCAACAGCCGUAUCAGAAUGUGGGAAGUCCUCAGAGUGGAAACUGGCAGUGUUAGUCGGAACGUCGCACGCGUUUUCAUCGGACACUCUUCUAUUUCUGUGAAGGACUUGAUGGAUUCUCAUCUUGAUCGCAACUGAGGACUUUGUCUAACUUAAUUUUUGGACUUUGGUAUAUUCUUGGUAUUUUCCCUGUCGCUCGCUUACUGUGUAUCGUCGGACUCGUUACAAAACCCCUUUUUACCGAUACAUACAUACUUUUUUCAAUAACCACUUGAUAUUCCCCAAUACCGUAAGGAGCCGA